This is a messenger RNA of Drosophila obscura, 1171 nucleotides long. Its product is annotated as cuticle protein 16.5. NCBI's taxonomy places the organism in Eukaryota, Metazoa, Arthropoda, Insecta, Diptera, Drosophilidae. Gene Ontology annotation, molecular function: transcription coactivator activity. Bases 108 to 1094 code for a protein of 328 amino acids. The record is from RefSeq and is a predicted model, not a curated record. Gene Ontology annotation, cellular component: RNA polymerase II transcription regulator complex. Gene Ontology annotation, biological process: positive regulation of transcription by RNA polymerase II. The transcript is spliced from 2 exons.
CGCCUUUUGACAUUCGUAUAUCAAGUUGGGGCCAACAAAUUUCGCCUAUAAAUAUCUUCAGAUCGGUGACAUUCAGCUAGUACUCUCCCGUCUUUGGUCCCAGCAACAUGCAACUCUUCGCCGUCCUCUCGCUCGCCCUCGUGGCCCUGGCCGCGGCCGAUGUCAGCCACCUGAGCAACACCUAUCUGCCACCCCGGUCCGGUGCCGCCUCCACCAGCUACGAGUCCUACCAGUCGGCACCCGCCGAGUCCGCCUCCUUUGCCUCGGAGUCGUCCUACUCGGCCCCCGCGGAAGCCGAAGCUGCCACCUACAACAGCGAGUCGUAUGUCGCUCCUGCCGCCGCCGCCGCCGCCACCUACAACAGCGAGUCGUAUUCGGCACCAGCUGCCGCCGCCACCUACAACAGCGAGUCGUAUGCCGCCCCAGCUGCCACCGACAACAGCGAGUCGUAUGUGGCUCCUGCCGAGAGCAGCGCUGAGGAGAGCUACGCCCAGCCCGCCGCUGUGGCUGCUGCCUCGUACUCCGCUCCCGUGGUGACCAGGACCUACACUGCCCCCGCUGUGGUGAAGACCUAUUCCGCUCCAGCCGUCACUUCCUACACGAACACCUACACUGCCCCCGCUGUCGUCAAGAGCUACUCCGCCCCAGCGGUGACUUCUUACACGAACACCUACACCGCCCCCGCCGUUGUGAAGACUUACUCCGCCCCAGCUGUCAGCUCCUACUCUGCCCCCGCUGUUGUGAAGACCUACUCCGCCCCAGCUGUGACUUCCUACACCGCUCCCGUGGUGACCAAGGCUUACUCCGCUCCCGUGGUGACCAAGACCUACACCGCACCUGCUGUGGUCAAGACCUACUCCGCCCCGGCUGUGACUUCUUACACCAACACCUACACUGCCCCAGCUGUGGUAAGGACCUACUCCGCCCCCGCUGUCAGCUCCUACACCGCCCCCGCUGUGGUAAGGACCUACUCCGCUCCAGCGGUGUCCACCUACUCGGCCCCUGCCGUUUCAACCUACCGCGCUCCAGCCGUGGUAAGCGGAUACUCUGGCAUCGACACCACCUACGGCACCAACGGUGGCUACGUCUACUAGACGACACCGAAUCCCCGAACCCAAGCAUAAUGCAAGCACAUUUUUUUUUUUAAAUAUAUCAAAAUCAAAUAAUUGAA